AUGAGUGCAAGAACUCAUUCACCACAGGAUCAAAUAUACGGUCCAUUAAAUAUCCCAUCAUAUUGCUGGCCUAUUAUCGAUACACCUGAAUAUCAGAGAUUAAGAUAUGUUGCACAGCUUGGUCCAGUUCAAUACGUUUUUCCAAGUGCAAACCAUUCAAGAUUUGAGCAUUGCUUAGGAUGUGCUCAUCUUGCAUCAACAUUAAUGGAACAUUUCGAACAAACCCAGCCAGAACUUAAUAUUAAGCCCGAAUACAAACAAAUUGUUGUUAUUGCUUCUCUUUGCCAUGAUUUAGGUCAUGGCCCUUACAGUCAUUUAUUUGACGAGAUCGUUCGCCCGUCAUGCCCUACAUGGGAUCAUGAAGAAAUGGGAGGUGAAAUUUUACGUUAUAUUGUCAAGACAUAUAAUGUAGGAAUACCAUCUGAUAUAAUUGAGGCUGCCUGUGCUGCUAUCAAGGGCGAAGAAUAUGGUGAUUAUCCAAAAUGGUUAUUCCAUAUCAUCGCUGACAAGAAGUUUGACAUUGAUAUUGACAAGUUUGACUACCUUGCACGCGAUAUGAAUAGAACUCUUCAUAUUUCUAAGUUCGAAUACGACAGAUUAAUCGUUAAUUGCAGAAUUACUCAAGGCAAACUCUCCUGGAGACUAUCCGAAAUACCUACAAUCGAGCGCUUAUUCUUUAAUAGAAAUGAUAUGCAUAAUCGUGUUUACAAGCAUCGUGUUGCACUUUCUAUCGGUGCCAUGAUUGAAAAUAUGUUCCAGUACAUCAACGAGCACCUCAACUUUGCAGAGCUCAUCAAAGAUCCUAAAGAAUACUGUAAAUACGAUGACAGAAUCAUUUUCCUUGCUGAAUUAGGUCAAUUUGGACCAGAAGCCCAAAAGAUAGCCAUGGAUAUCCGCUACCGUAGACUUUAUAAAUGUGUUGGCGAGCUUCGUGUCAGACCUGGAAACGUUCAAGGCGAAACAUAUUCUCAAUUACCUCCUUCUAAGAUUGGAGAUGAUAUUGCAGCUACAAUGAACUUAGAUUCGUCGAUUUUCAAGGUCAUUCCUCUCAAGUUUAGGUAUGGAAUUAGCAAGAACAAGCAUCCAUUGCUUGAAGUUCCAUUUUGGAAACCUGGUUGCGAAGAAAUUAUUAAUUUACAGCCAGAAGAUAUCAGUGCCAUUGUUCCUGCUUACUUUGCUGAAACAGCUAUGAGAGUAUUCAUUACAGAUUCUUCUCAGUUAUCAGUUGCAAAGCAGGCAUUCGAGAAAUGGUUAACAACUUCUCCAUUCUUCUAA
Molecule: messenger RNA, 1275 nt
Organism: Trichomonas vaginalis G3
Lineage: Eukaryota; Parabasalia; Trichomonadida; Trichomonadidae
Product: dGTPase protein
Exons: 1
Coding region: 1-1275 (424 amino acids)
Biological process (GO): dGTP catabolic process
Cellular component (GO): nucleus
Molecular function (GO): dGTPase activity
Source: RefSeq, a predicted model, not a curated record